Cryptococcus wingfieldii CBS 7118 is the source of this 558-nucleotide messenger RNA. RefSeq lists its product as hypothetical. The transcript has a single exon. NCBI's taxonomy places the organism in Eukaryota, Fungi, Basidiomycota, Tremellomycetes, Tremellales, Cryptococcaceae. The record is from RefSeq and is a predicted model, not a curated record. The coding region runs from base 1 to 558 and encodes 185 amino acids.
AUGUCUGCAUAUAACGACACAUCCAACACCUCCCCAUACGACACACCUAUACAACACAACGAAGAGCCCCACCACGAGCCCGUAACCAUAGAAGAGAUCCGUGAAUUGCUCGACUCUCUGUCCUAUUCUUCUUCCGAAUGCUCACGCGACGGCUACUUCCCACCAGCAGACACUCGCCGCCCCAACCCUUACCAGCCCCAGGACGAGGACGAAUACCAGUCCGACACUGGGCUCGAGCCUUACACCGAGAACGAGCGCAUCCGUACCGUCGCUUCCCAAGCCGCCGACUCUGCCAUGAUUCACCUAGACCACCUCCCUUAUGAUGAGCGCGCCUGUAUGGCCCGUGAGUGGGCGAUAGCACAAAUGACACAGCAGGGGUAUACCGUCUUGUUUAGUGCAGAGACGGGAGUGGUUGAUGCAGAUUUGGGGGAGAGACGAGAAGAGGUGCCGGAUGAUGAUGCUACUUCGGUAGACUCUUCUGAUCCAUACCGUUUGUACAAUCUAGACGAUGGAGACGACGACAACGAGCGUUAUCACAGCAUCAUUGAUGACGACUAG